Messenger RNA from Ipomoea nil (Japanese morning glory), 672 nucleotides. RefSeq lists its product as uncharacterized. Bases 1 to 672 code for a protein of 223 amino acids. The record is from RefSeq and is a predicted model, not a curated record. The transcript has a single exon. NCBI's taxonomy places the organism in Eukaryota, Viridiplantae, Streptophyta, Magnoliopsida, Solanales, Convolvulaceae.
AUGAGUGAUUGCAGACCUAUUGAUACUCCCAUGGAUCCUAACAUUAAGCUUGUACCGGAACAAGGGAAGCCCUUUUCAAAUCCAGGAAGAUAUCGAAGAUUGGUUGGAAAAUUGUUGUACUUAACCGUCACUCGCCCUGACAUCUCUUUUGCAGUUAGCGUUGUGAGUCAAUUUUUGGAUUCUCCGUGUGAUAGCCAUUGGGAAGCUGUCAUUAGGAUCCUACGAUACAUCAAGAAGUCUCCCGGGAAUGGUGUUUUAUACAAGGAUCGUGGAAAUACAGAGAUUGUUGGUUAUACUGAUGCAGAUUGGGCUGGGUGCUCUUGGGAUAGAAAGUCAACUUCAGGGUACUGCAUUUUUCUUGGUGGCAAUCUAGUAUCUUGGAAAAGUAAGAAGCAAAAUGUGGUGGCUCGAUCAAGUGCAGAGGCAGAAUAUCAGUCAAUAGCCUUGGGAACAUGUGAACUAAUCUGGUUAAAGCAUCUCUUGACUGAAUUAAAUCUUUGCAUGAAAGGGCCUAUUAAACUGAUGUGCGACAAUCAAGCAGCCUUGCAUAUUGCAUCCAAUCCUGUCUUUCAUGAGAGAACAAAACACAUCAAAGUCGAUUGUCAUUUUAUUCGCGAAAAGAUUACAUCCGGGGAAAUCGUUACCUCAUUCGUGGGUACAAAUGAUCAGUAG